Molecule: messenger RNA, 4006 nt
Organism: Gloeophyllum trabeum ATCC 11539
Lineage: Eukaryota; Fungi; Basidiomycota; Agaricomycetes; Gloeophyllales; Gloeophyllaceae
Exons: 22
Coding region: 141-3569 (1142 amino acids)
Biological process (GO): regulation of DNA-templated transcription; phosphorelay signal transduction system; phosphorylation
Molecular function (GO): phosphorelay sensor kinase activity; protein binding
Source: RefSeq, a predicted model, not a curated record
CUGGUGGCUAUGGAGGAAGCCGCACUUCGACAUCACCAUGGUCCUCGGAGCCGCCGCCGGCCCAGCUAGACAUCAGUGUUAUCCGAGAAGAGUCCUCUGCAUCACUUGCGCCGUCUGUUGAUGCGCGGUCCAAGUCUGGGAUGAGUAGGAGUGUCAAUCAGAGUAGUUCCAAUCAGGAGGAAGAUCCGCUCGUCACCUUCAGGUUCGCAUAUAAGGAAGACGAGGAUGGACACCAUGUUGUCGUAGGUAGAGAAGGGCAACUCCUGAAAUGCGAGGACGAGCCAAUACGAACCCCUGGGGCAGUACAAGGUUUUGGCGUGUUGAUGGUCUUACAAGAAGAUGAAGAAUCAGGAUAUUUAUCGGUACGCCAGGUAUCCGAGAACGCGCCUGAAAUUCUCGGUCUAACCCCGAAAUACUUGUUCUCCCUGAAUUGCUUGACUGAGGCGCUGCCUGACCCACAAGCAGAUUUGCUCUGGGAUAACAUUCAGUAUUUGAACGACCCUGAUCCGGAGUGUGAAGGUCAGGAUGACUCACCACAUGUUUUCCUCGUCACCGGUUGGGGUGAGCCAGGGAGUGCACUGCCGGACGAGGAGACGUCCGAUCCUCAGAAGCGGCGGUCGUGGACAUGCUGUACCACUAAUCGCGCCAAGCCGUUGUUGGCACUGGAGAGACUACGAAGAAUGAGUCGAGCCACCGGGUCAUCUUUGUUACCUGAUCGGGGCUCAGGUCGUGGCCGACGAGGGGGUCGGCGUGGUGGCGGAUCAGGCGCGGUGGGUAUGAUGGAUGUAUUCUCUGUCAUGGCCCAGAUCAACGAGCAGCUCGGGGCUGCGCCGGAUCUGGAUACCUUCCUCAAGGUCGUCGUAGGUGUGAUCAAGGAUCUGACACAGUUCCAUCGCGUGCUCGUGUACCAAUUCGACGAGUCCUGGAAUGGACAGACGGUGGCUGAGCUGGUGGAUUGGAACAAAUCCCAUGAUUUAUACAAGGGUUUGCAUUUCCCCGCGUCAGACAUCCCUGCGCAGGCACGGCAACUAUAUGCGAUAAACAAAGUGCGCCUGCUUUACGAUCGGUCACAGAGCACGGCGAGGUUGGUGGCAAAGAGCAAAUCCGAUCUCGAACCACCUCUGAAUAUGACACAUUGCUACCUUCGUGCGAUGAGUCCGAUCCACCUGGAAUAUCUGCGUAAUAUGGGUGUCCGGGCAUCGAUGUCAAUAUCGAUCAUGGCUUUCGACAAUCUCUGGGGCCUUGUCGCCUGCCACUCUUACGGGAAUACGGGUAUGCGCGUGUCUUUCCCAGUCAGGCAAAUGUUGCGGCUCCUGAGCCAGUCAAUAUCGCGCAAUCUCGAGCGACUUAGCUACGCUCAAAGGCUUCAUACGCGGAAACUGAUUAAUACAAUAUCAUCUGAGCAACACCCUAGCGGUUACAUUGUAUCAAAUGCGGACGAUCUCCUUGGUUUGUUCGAUGCGGAUUUCGGUAUGCUGGUCAUAGGUGAGGGUGCCAAGAUCCUAGGUCCGAAUCAGCAUAGUCAAGAGAUCCUCAUCAUGGCGGAGUACCUGAGACUUAAGCAGUUCACAACCAUGCAGGUCUCGCACAUCGUCACGAAGGAUUACCCGGACCUUCAACUUACCAUGGGCCUAGAGGUUAUUGCCGGCCUUCUAUAUGUCCCGCUAUCCAGCGGUGGCAAGGACUUCAUCGCCUUCUUACGCAAGGGACAGCCACGUAAAAUACACUGGGCGGGUAAACCCUACAAAGACAAUGCUGAGUCGAGGGCAACACUUGAGCCGCGGAAAUCGUUCAAGGUUUGGUCUGAAACGGUUGCUGGGCGCUGUCGCCAGUGGACCGAUGAGCAGCUGGAAACCGCGAGCGUACUGGCUCUGGUAUAUGGCAAGUUUAUCGAAGUCUGGCGGCAGAAAGAGAAUGCGCUCCAUACGACCAAACUUACUGAAAUCCUAUUAUCCAAUGCUAGCCAUGAAGUUCGCACGCCAUUGAAUCAUAUCAUCAAUUACCUGGAAAUGGCCCUCAAUGGCCCCCUUGAUCUGGAGACACGAGACAAUCUCAGUCGCUCACACGCCGCAUCCAAGAGUCUCCUCCUUACGAUCAACGAUCUUUUGGAUCUGACACGGCUUGAGAGUGGCAAUGAGACAUCUUUCAGCGAACCGUUCAAUAUCCGAGCAGCCAUCGAGGAAGCCGUUCAACUGUAUAGGAACGAGGCUAGCAGACGCAAUAUUGACUUUAUCCUCGAGAUCGAUCUAUCAGAACAUCAGACUAUGGUGGUUGGAGAUGCAAAGAAGAUCAAGAGUGCCGUUGCUAAUCUAACAGCCAACGCUCUGAAAUUCACCACCGAGGGUUCCGUGAUGAUUAGCUGUCGCGCGUUCAAAGAACCCGAAGGUCUCCGUGAUCCAAAACAGGUGGCGAUCGAGAUUAUAGUCGCGGAUACUGGCUGCGGUAUAUCUUCCGAGAAACUGAACAGCCUGUUCCGCGAAUUCGAACAAGUCGAAGUGGCGGCUCCGAAGGCGCCGCAGGGUCUUGGCUUGGGUCUUGCUGUCGUGGCUAGGAUUGUUGAACAACUCGGCGGCCAGCUUCGCGUGGAUUCCAAAGUGGGAGAAGGAAGCCGGUUUUCUUUCCUGAUACCCUUCGAGUUGUACCCUGCCGGUGGUUCCGUGGCUUCGGGAUCGACAGGCUCAUCCCUCAGGUCCCUGCGAUCUCGAGCAACCAGUCCUGGUGAGCCCUCCCGCGAUAUUGAAAAUUUGGUGCAAGCCAUUGCUUCGACCCAGCUCUCGGUUCAUCCAUCACCCCCCGUUCACGGUCCCGGUCCCGCUGGCGCUUGCGAAAUUAAUCCAUUCUUCCCUCCCGGAGAGGGAGUAGUCAAACCACCCACCCCGCCGCGGUCGGAAGAAGGAAAAGGGACCAGUGCGCCUUAUGUGACUACGCCGCCUUGUGUGCAGCCCGCGAAGAUUGAGGCUGAUGGGCUAGAUCGAGAAGUGACUGCCAAGCGUUCGGGCCGCGCUAAAAGGGCCUCUGCGGGUAAUGCAGACGGGAGUGGGUCAUCAGCCCCUUUGAGAGUACUCAUAGUCGAAGAUGACGAUAUAAAUCGGACCAUUCUGGCGAAGCGCCUAACGCUGGAUGGGCAUAUCGUGGUCAACACCACGAAUGGCCAAGAGUGCGUCGAUAUGAUUGAAACGGAUAUCGAUUUCGAUUGCAUCUUGAUGGAUGUGCAAAUGCCUAUUCUGAAUGGUUUUGAAGCUACAAAGCGAAUUCGCGAAUUUGAACAGGGGCUUUCACCCCUCCAGCGUCCAUCCCUGUCGUCGCGGCAAUCGCAUCAACUUAAUGGUCGUGUGCCGAUAUUUGCGGUUUCUGCCUCGCUGAUGGAAAGCCAACGGCCCACUAUGGUCAAGUUGGGCAUCGACGGGUGGAUACUGAAGCCCAUUGACUUCAAACGACUGAAAACUAUUUUGAAGGGCGUGACCGACCUGCAGCAGCGAGCAGCUGAUAUCUACAAGCCAGGCUGUAACUGGGAGACGGGCGGCUGGCUCUCGAUACCACCAAAGACCGAUCGGGGCGAUCGGCGGUAAUCAUGUCGGAGGCUAUUCUAUUGCGACCUAUGCACGGUUCGCCUGUACUAUGUUAUUCGUCAUUGUCUGCUUUUUGUUUGUCUGCUCUCCAUCAGUGGUGGUUCGGAGCUGUGAAUCGUAUUUAUCUAUCUUCUAGACGGUUGCAUUCCGGCACCUCUUACUUCAUUCACGUGUAUUUCUAUUCAUCCCCACAACACUCUGUAUCCACUAGAGGUUCCAUACACGCGUGGUUUUGGCAUAGUACAUUAAGCAUUUACCGCCGUCGGUUUCGUAGUGCGUAGUACUAGUGUACGCUGUCACCUGCACGCGGAUUGCCUGUCCCGCACAACGUUGAUCAGCCCCUCCCCACAAACGGCAUCCCCGUUGCCAUGAUCAUGAACUGGAGGACCUGGACCUCGUUGGGCAGGGACGCGAUGUGCACGACGGCGUCGGCGACG